This is a messenger RNA of Strongyloides ratti, 483 nucleotides long. RefSeq names its product Protein lethal(2)essential for life. Gene Ontology annotation, molecular function: protein folding chaperone. The coding region runs from base 1 to 483 and encodes 160 amino acids. NCBI's taxonomy places the organism in Eukaryota, Metazoa, Nematoda, Chromadorea, Rhabditida, Strongyloididae. The record is from RefSeq and is a predicted model, not a curated record. Gene Ontology annotation, biological process: response to heat; protein refolding; IRE1-mediated unfolded protein response. The transcript is spliced from 2 exons.
AUGAACGACCGUUGGAUGACUCCAUUUGUCCGUGAUCCUCUCUCUGUUUGUCCAUUAGGAUACGGUGGACCAGCAAACCUCUUCAACGAGAUGAACAUGUUGGAGCGUAAAAUGAUGAACUCCCUCAACAUGGUUGAUCGUAAUCUCACCAACAACAUGGAACUUAUGGAACCAUGUCCAGAGGUAGUAAAUAACGACAAGGAAUUCAGAGUCAAAAUGGAUGUAUCUCACUAUGGACCAAAUGAAUUGAAGGUUACCGUUAGAGAUAACUACCUCCAAGUUGAAGGAAAACAUGAAGAGAAAACUGACAAAUACGGAACCAUCCAAAGAAGUUUCGUCCGUAAAUAUGCUCUCCCAAAAGGACUCACAGAGGAGAAUGUCAAAAGUGAACUUACUAAGAACGGUGUCCUCACAGUCGGAGGUAACAAGAUGGCUAUUGAGGACAAGAAUGUCAAGACUGUCCCAAUUGAAUAUAGAAAAUAA